Messenger RNA from Anguilla anguilla (European eel), 2854 nucleotides. It is a transcript of the gene znf281b, whose product is annotated as zinc finger protein 281b. NCBI's taxonomy places the organism in Eukaryota, Metazoa, Chordata, Actinopteri, Anguilliformes, Anguillidae. The coding region runs from base 230 to 2638 and encodes 802 amino acids. Gene Ontology annotation, molecular function: RNA polymerase II cis-regulatory region sequence-specific DNA binding; DNA-binding transcription factor activity, RNA polymerase II-specific. Gene Ontology annotation, biological process: regulation of transcription by RNA polymerase II. The transcript is spliced from 7 exons. The record is from RefSeq and is a predicted model, not a curated record.
CUAGAUCAUAGCACUCGUCUGUCUCCUCUCAGGACCCGUCCGCCGAACCCAUAAUUCCCCGCGCCGAGACAAGAUGGAGGAGAAUAGCAGCUGCAGGAGAACAAUGUUUGGGCUAUAAAGACUCAACGGAAAGAGUAAGAGGAAAAAAUAUAAAGAGAGCUAGCUAGCAGCGGUCAUGUUCUGGACGUUUCCCGUUGGCCCCAGUUAGUUUUCCUGCCCGAAGAUCACCAUGAGUAUUAUUCAAGAUAAGCUAGGCAACGAGUUCCUGCGCAACGGCGGCAUGGAGCCCAACUUCGCGCCGGGCAUGAUCAUGUUCAGCCACCUGCCGCCCGUCACCAGCUUCACGCGCAUCGCCGCCCAGUCCGUCAUGCAGGACCUGCCCCUGCCGCACGAGGUGGUCCUCAAGAAGGAGCGCGACUCGCCCGACCACGCCGGCAACUUCGUCCACGCCAUGGGCAUCAAGCAGGAGAAGGUGACGGAGCACGACUACCGCAUGCCCCUGUACGGGGGCGGGCCGGGCAAGAGCACGGAUCUGCUGGAGAUGUCGCUCGGCAACCACCAGAGCCUCCUGGUGCACGACCUCAGCCUGAGCAACCUUUCCGGCAGGUUGGUGAAAGAGCCGAAGGAGGCCUCGGGGCGACGGGGGCGGAGAUCGAAUGGUGACGGACAGGAGGGGAAGCCCAGAAGGAAGCGUGGGGAGUCCUCAAAGUCCCUGAUGCUGGACGGCGACGCAGGGAACCUUUCUCCCAGCUCCAAGCCGCACAUCUGCGAGCACUGCAACGCAGCCUUCCGCAGCUCCUACCACCUGCGCAGACACGUGCUCAUCCACACAGAUGGCACAGGUGAGAGGCCUUUCAGGUGCAGUCAGUGUAACAUGAGCUUCAUCCAGAAGUACCUUCUGCAACGGCAUGAGAAGAUCCACAGCGGGGAGAAGCCCUUCAGCUGUGACCAGUGUAACAUGCGGUUCAUUCAGAAGUACCAUAUGGAGAGGCACAAGAGGACCCACAGUGGAGAAAAGCCAUACAAAUGUGACACCUGCCAACAGUAUUUUUCCAGGACAGACCGAUUACUGAAGCACAAAAGAACCUGUGGAGAAGCCAUAAAGAAAGGACUGGAUCCGGGGAUGUUGGACCAGGGCGGAGAGAUGGGACAGGGCAGCUACGCAAUCACUCAGGGAAACGCGAAUGCUUCCGGGCGCAAGAGGGGCAAGUCCAAAAACGCGGGCGAGGGCGGCGAGCGCAAAAAGAAGAAGGCCGCGGAGGCGACGAUGGCGGGUGGCCUGAGCCUGCAGGACUACGCGGUGGACAUGCCUUCCGCCUCGUCCAACAGCGGCCUCCCCUGCCCCGGCAUGCACGUCCAGCAGGGCCGCGCCCCCAAGCUCGUGUUCAAGAAGGCCGGCCGCAAGGGCGACAAGGGCGGCCUCUCCCUCGGCGACGGCCCCGGCGGCCUCCACGGGCAGAAGAUGCUGCAGCAGAAGGCCAGUCCCCUCGACCUGGUUGGAGGACCGGGCAUGGACAGCAUGGGGCUGCUGCAGGGCCCCGGGGCCAAGCAGGGUCCCACCAGCAGCAACUACGACGACGCCAUGCAGUUCCUGAAGAAGCGGCGGUACCUGCACGCGGUCAACAGCGGCGGCGACUACGGGGCCCCCGCCGUGCACAUGCCCCCGCAGCAGACGGUCAUCCAGGGCGUGAUGGACAGCGAGGCGUCCCUCGGCCUGCUGGACUCCUCGCCCCUGGGGGUGGAGAUCAAGCACGACAAGUCGGGCAUCCCCGACGAGGUGCUGCAGAGCCUGCUGGACCACUACUCCCAGAAGCCCGACGGCUCGCACGACGUGCCCUUCGACCUCGCCGACCAGCACGUGGACCUCCACCCGCCCUCCGGAACGCCCGAGCUGGGCCCGGACGAGGACUCGCCCAGCUCCUCGGGCGACAAGGCGGUCAUCAUGAACGAGUACUCCAAGUUCCUCCUGCAGGCGCUGGAGCGCACCAGUCACAGCAGCGCCUUCCCGCUGGGCCCCAGCGGGCCCUUCCCCAGCCUCGUCUCCAGCAGCUCCCACCCCGGCGGCUCGCUCUUCUCCGACAAGCAGGUCUACACUACGUCCCCCCUGGAGUGCGGCUUCAGCCAAUCCGUUACCUCAGCCCUGCCCAACUCCUUGCCAAAGUCCCACUUCGGGAUGCUGGUGGGCUCCUCCCAGCCCGGAUUCCACCUGAGCAGCCUGGAGCCCACCCACCAGCAGCUGACGCCCUCUCAGGAGCUCACCGACCAGAUCGAGAAGCAGCACUCCCCCGCCUACCAGAUGGCGCCCCAGGAGUUGGCCGGCCAGAAGGACCGUCAGCCCAAAAGCAGCGGCGCCUCCGGCUACCAGCUGUCCCCGCAGGACCUGGCCCAGCUGGACCCCUCCAAGGUCGUGGACAUCCGCUCUCCCUACCAGAUCGAGAACUUCGCCCAGGCCUUCGGGUCCCAGUUCAAGUCGGGCGGCCGAGUUCCCCUGGCGUACAGCACUGACUCUAGUGGAGAGGUUGACCACAGAAUAAGGACUCCAGUGUCAGAAUUCUCAGGGUAUACAAGUUUGUUAGCUGAUGUCAGUGAGCCAGUUAGUACAGGAUCCAAGACCCCGACAAGCCAAAGUUACAGGUGAGGUAAGAGGUUGCGGACCUGGUUGGAAGUUUUUUCCCCUACCCCCAUCCCCCCCCGUCUUCGUUGUUUCCUCAUGUAUUAUUAUUCUUAUGUUUUUUUAAAGCAAGGUUAACUUUUAAUUAUUACACUGCCGUUUAAUGUUUAUACAAUACCCUACCAAGAGAAGUCUUCACAGACUUUUUCAAAUGCAAUUUUUUUUAGUUAAAAAAAAAAAAAA